AUUAUGAUAAGAUUAGAACAUUCGUGACGGUAGGUGUAUGUCGUCAGUAUGUUCAAUCAUUUUAAAUAUUCAACUGAGUGACAUUGCACAAUAUUUAACUAUCUAUAAUGGUGUCAAGUAAAAUUCCUCUGUCUUAUAUAUUCUCUUUCCUUGUGAUUAUGUCAGCACCCACAUGUAUCUCCUCAACAAGUAUAUUGGAAACUCCUUAUUUUGGGUCGAUUGAAGUGGAUGGUGAGUUUGCAUGUUCCGCUACAGUCAUCGACGAUGUUUUUGUGCUGGCUUCAAACUCUUGUAUCAGCGGACAUGAUGUGAGUUCUCUAGCUGUCCGGGUGGGCACAGACAAGCUGGGUCACCGAGGGCAGGUUUACAACGUUCACAAGUUACACUAUUACUUCGAUAACGGAAUACUUCCUUCUCCUCCAGAUGUUGACGUCGUUUUGGUCGAGGUCUCUGUUCCCUUCUGGUUCAACCCUCGAGUGACGUGGCUGAACCCUAACAACGAUGGUAUAAAGGAGCUCCAAAAUGGCAUAGUAUCGACGUGGGCAGAACCAAAGACUAGAGGGAGUCCCCUGGUUUCCGCAUCAGUGUUUGUACUGCCCUCAGCCAACUGCUCGGAGAUGUACAGCGGCAUUCGUAACAUUUCUAGGGGGGAAUUUUGUCUCUGGCCCCAGGACUCCACAAGUCAGCCAUGUCAGGCUAGCCUGGGAGCCCCAAUGUACUACAAUGAACAACUGUACGGGAUGGUGACGUACACUCCUGGGUGUAGUAGACCGAACUUGCCGGUCAUCGUACAGGGAGUAUCAACGUUGACUACCUUCAUGAUAUUCAUUUUCUGCGACCUAGCUAAAAUAUUAGGAUAAUUUUAGUUCAGCAAUGCUUGUACACUCAAAAUGUAAAAUUAUACAUUCCGUUAUAAAUUUUAAA
Molecule: messenger RNA, 924 nt
Organism: Homalodisca vitripennis (glassy-winged sharpshooter)
Lineage: Eukaryota; Metazoa; Arthropoda; Insecta; Hemiptera; Cicadellidae
Product: trypsin-2-like
Exons: 7
Coding region: 108-860 (250 amino acids)
Biological process (GO): proteolysis
Molecular function (GO): serine-type endopeptidase activity
Source: RefSeq, a predicted model, not a curated record